This is a messenger RNA of Pecten maximus, 3880 nucleotides long. RefSeq lists its product as uncharacterized. The record is from RefSeq and is a predicted model, not a curated record. Bases 111 to 3011 code for a protein of 966 amino acids. NCBI's taxonomy places the organism in Eukaryota, Metazoa, Mollusca, Bivalvia, Pectinida, Pectinidae. The transcript has 16 exons.
GGAAUAUAGCCUCCAUAGUCGGUAUCAAACCCGUCGUCCACUUCGUGAGACCAACGUCUGUUGACACCACUUAGACUCUUGAAACGUUCAAGAAAAGAAUACCGAUUACGAUGGGAACAAAACGAGACAUCCCUGCUAUCGACACACUGAAAGGACUUUCUCGAGAAUGGAGUGUGAUUGGCCAACCUCUCGCCGACUCAUCAUUUGAUGUCAUUCAGCAGCACCGGACACGUAUGAGUGACCUCACUACCCGGACUAAGGAAGGGGUCACUAAGGUUCAAGAAUAUGUAGAUGAGGUUGGAAAAGAAGUAUCCGCCAUAAAAUCCCAAGUGAAAUCUUCCUUAAUAGAGAAUGUACAGAAGAUGUCUGGACUUGUUAACAAACUAGUUCCGACCAAAAGCUAUGGCGAGCCACAAUAUAUGUUACCGUCAUAUGGAGGCAACCUAGCCACGCCAGAUGAAAAAGGCCAAGACAAUGAAAUGAUUGCAAGGCAUAUGGAAGAGGAGGCCGAAAACCUUAAACAAAUGCAAAACCUGGAAUCGUUCUUGGGGAAAAUGGAGCAUUUGUGCGAGAAGGUUCGAUCGUAUGAAGGAAUUGACUCCGAGGAAAUAAAAAACUUACAAGAUGAUCUGAAAGGCUAUGGUGACACCUUAGAAAAUGAACACGAACGACAACAACGAGAAGAAAAGCAGAAGAGAGAAAGAGAACGAGCAGAAGAAGAGGAGAGGAAGCGUAUAGAGGAGGAAAACAGACGAAGAAAUCCAGCUAAUUGGAAACCUCUUGUGUUGAAAGACAGAUCAAACAGCGAAAGAUUUGCCAACACGGACGUGUUGUGUGUGGUGUAUGCCAUGGAUGGAAGUUUUACCCCAUCAUCACUUCGUUGUACCAACAUGGAAGGACAUACGGGUGUAGCAGACUGGCUAUCCACGCCGUAUGAGCAACAGGCGUCGAGUCCGACCAAGGUCAGCUACAACAGUUAUAGUCCACUCGACCUACAGGAACCCAUGGAAGUAUACGUGCCUUACUUGACCACUGGGGCUAACCGUGAACCAGAGGUCAAGAUCUCAAUCGACAACGGAAAAUGGGAGUACCCGGAAGUACUUAACGAACGAAAAAUAGAUGCAUUCCCGAAAAGUGUCGAUUACAUCGGAACAAAGGUCCCAAGUUUUGAAUCAUUCAAACUUAUCGUCUCCUCUGUGCUAAAGAAAAGGACCAUAGUUGUUGACAAAAACGGCGUCUCCUUCAAGGCAGACUGCAUGCAUGUUCAAAUUCCACCAAACUUUGGAAAUGACAAAAUCAAUUUAAGGGUCUCGAAGGACAAUGAACAGCAAAGGAGUCCCAGCAAUUUUUUGGGUGCACAAAUGCGUGUCGAGGUGGAUUGUAUCGAUCAAACAACAAAAGACAUCGAUGUCAAAAUAUCCCCCGAAAAACUUUCCGAAGUUUCAUCGCACUUUAAGGACAAGAUGGUUUUAGUGACGGCCGCCAACCAGUGUUUCGCAUCUGAUGAAGGCCUUGCUAACUUCCGGUUGGAUACGUUUCGUCAACACCUACAGACAGAGGGCGUGAUUAACACAAAGGAAACAAACGAUAACAAAAAUCUCAAGACAAGAGACAAGAGAAUAAAGCACCUUAUAGAAAUGAUCCUUGAAAAACCAUCAGCUGCUGAGAAAGUCCUGGAAUGCCUUGACAAAUCAGGAAAUAAGGACGUGGCGGAAAGAAUCCGAGAAGUCGUCCAGGAGAAGCGAGGGACCGCCGUAGUAGAAGAACAAUGGCGAUCGGUGAUGGUUUUCCGUGAAGAUGGCGAGAACUGGAGAGUUAUUGAUCCGAAACGCUUUGCAAAACUCCACCAGGAUUUAGGCUGUACUUUGCAGGCAGGACACAGACAUUUUGAUCUGGUUUCCCUGACAGUUUCUAAGGACUCAUCAGAGAAAGAUAUUGAAAGAAUAGCCGACGAGUUUGGAAGAGGAACAUUUGCAACAAAGGCAACACUUAUUUGUAGACAUAAAUCCGAAGAUUAUCAGGCUGAAACAUUUCUUCACGUACUUCCGGCCAACAAAGCAGCACUGGAAAUCAGUAGACUGAAGAAACAAGGCUAUACCCGAGGUCCAAUGGAAUUAGCCGACUUUGAUGUCAUGGAUGGCGACACGGUAGAAUUAUACAUGUCGGGGAAUAUCGGUAUUGAAUACAGUGGUAGACGGAUUCCACAAGGGGAGGUGGUAAAACUUCCAUUCAAAACCCACAAAGACGUCUGUAAAGCCAACCUGAAUAUCUACGUCGUGGACAAGAAAUCGGAGGACCAGAUGGAUGACGACAGAUAUCGGGGUCUUUUACAUUACCGUAUUAAGGAUAAUAAACCUCUUAAGGAGAGGACGGACUCCGUGGAACUAGUCUGGAUGAAGACCAGCAAGCGGUACCUGUCGCACCUGUCAAUGAACGGGGAUAUCCAGGCACUUGCAAAAUUUAUCGGGACAAAGGUGGCGGAUAGACAGGAAACUCAUGACAUAUUUGCUGGUGUGGAUACUCCAGCUGUUGUGAAAGAAAUAGAGCAGCGCGUGGAGAGACAGUGCAAAAGCGACACAAACGAGGUCAGAUUGGAGACCGCAAUAUUCAUAUGGGCUAAUCAAAAUCAGGACGAAAAGGAGAAAAAGAUCGAGAUCAUUCUAAACGCCGUACGAGAAUACCAUUGGUGUGCAGAAGCUCGCCAGUUUGUGACCCUGUACAUGAACAAAGGUCUGUUUUCUGAGGUGUCGCUCCUGAGUAUGUCGACGAUGCUUGGAUCAGAAUGGCAAGACUUGGUGAUUGCUCUCAAACUCUCUGAGGGAGAUGUCUACUACAUACAGAGCAUGGACCUCAGCGAACAAGACAAGAAGGGGAAGAUGCUAGAUAAAUACCGCCUGUCUCGGCACGCCAUCAGCUUUGGUAUCAGACUACCGGACGAAUUCUUGAAGGCAAUUCAACAGUGUAAAUGUAGCAACCAACUUACAUCGUAUGUGGAAAAGAAACUGAAAUAAAAAGGAUGUUUAUUUCACGGAUCAUAAGGGAUUGUUUCACAGGCAAUGUAUACAUAAAGUAUAUUUUUCUUCAAAACGAAAUGUCUUUUGAGCUUUAUAACCGAGUUUGGAACUAACACAAAUAGACUGAGGUUGUGGCUAUUGUACAAUGCUUAAGCUUGUUAAUGACUCCAUAGCUUACACUAAUGUAACUAAUUGAUUCACAUUGAAGCGUAUAUAAACUUUUUUAGGAUUUACUUCUUACCAGUAAGACAUAUUUUACAUUUGUUAAUCCGAUGGUUAUGUGUUGUGUCAUAUUUAAGAAUUGUACAAAUUAAAGGCAAUAUCAGUUAAUGACACCUUUAAAUGUGAAGUUAGGAAUAGAUAAAGUUAAUGCGAAUAAUAAACAUAAAACUUCAUCGUUCUAUGAUUCGUCACUGAUGUUAGGGACAUCGUACAGCUGUUUUAGCCUCCUAGGGUCAUCAGUGAUGCUAGGGACAUCAUACAGCUGUUUUAGCCUCCUAGGGUCAUCAGUGAUGCUAGGGAUAUCAUGCAUCUGUUUUAUCCUAGAAUUCGUCAGUGAUGUCAUGGACAUCAUACCACUGUUUUAUUCCAGAACUCAACCGUAAUGUCAGGGACAUAAUACAGCUGUCCUUCUACGACUCGUCACUGAUUUUAGGGAUAUCAUACAGUUGAUUUAUCCUUCAAGGUCUCGAUGAUCCUACGGACGUCAUACCGGUUUUUUUUAUUCCAGAACUUGACAGUGAUGUUUGGAACAUGAUACCGUUGGCGUUCUAGGACUCGUCACUGAUGUUAGGGACACCAUACAACUGUGUUAUUCUAGGAUUCGUCACUGAUGUUAGGGACAUAAUACAUCAGUUUUACCUUUC